Nymphalis io (European peacock) is the source of this 1052-nucleotide messenger RNA. RefSeq lists its product as uncharacterized. Lineage: Eukaryota; Metazoa; Arthropoda; Insecta; Lepidoptera; Nymphalidae. The transcript has 3 exons. The record is from RefSeq and is a predicted model, not a curated record. The coding region runs from base 122 to 448 and encodes 108 amino acids.
CCGCUGUUCGCUCGCCCGCCGCCGACACUCCAUCACGCUCCGCCAUCGCGCACACCGUACGUUUCUUGUUGGAACUUUAAAAAUCGUGAUUUUAACUUAACGCAUAAGUUAACGAGUGACAAUGAAUCGAGUACUGAUCGUUUUAGUUGCUAUGUGUAUGUUUACAGCCGCCAUGGUCCCCAAGGACAGGCGAGCCCUGAAUUCAGAAAAAGAAAAAAUGAUACAUUCUUCUACAAAAAAACCUCACGAAAUCUGUGCCCCGCAAACUCCCUGCGGCUGGUCAGUGUACAGGCCCGCUUCGAAGAUGAUUGAAAUAAACAUCACAAAUACAUAUUGCCACUGUCAACCCGACUAUGUGUGUAAAAUAAGUGAAGAUGAAAAGGACGUGAGCGCAUACAUUCUUCGAUGCACGCCUCGCGCCGACCAAAUUAAAACUCCCGAGAGCUAGCGAGAGCUGUUCUUUGGGAUAAUGUUCUACGCCAGAUGACGUUGCUUGUUCGAAACCGAAAUUUAUCGCAAACAGAAGAAAGACGAAACCUGGUUAAGUCAUUUUUAACGGUCAAAAGAAUAUAUUUACAUAUAAUCUACUACAAAAAUUUCUUAAACUUCGAUUAAGUUGUCAGAAUAUUUCAUAUUGUAGUCAGUUAUGGAUGUAAAAACUUGUCCAAAUUCAAUUAUUAUUACUAUUAAUGUACCUUGCUCCUUAAUGUUUAUAAUAUUAUUGGCACUGUAUAUUAUGUUAAGAUUACGUCAUAUCGUGAUGAUCGCGUUACGAUUAAAAGUACUUAUUAGAUUACGUAUUAUCAUUUGUUAAUGUUUUAUUGAAUUCUUCAUUUUCAUAUUUUAACGAAAUGAAUAAGCACGUCAUAUUAAAGUUCCUAUUUUGAUUAUAUAUUUUUAUUGUCUGUAAAGUAUUUUACUUAGGUAAAAAUAAGUAGCUAGUGACGUUACUUCUGUGACAUAAUAAACUCGUAUUAAAUUAGAAAACCAACCGUCAAAUUAAUGAUCUUUGGUGUAUUUGAUUUAUAAUAAAUAAAUACUUUUUAAAAGUU